CGUAAUUAAAUGAGGAGGAGAAGAAGAGCUCUAGUCGAGCUGCGCAGCGGACUGCUCUCUACUGGUGUUUUCUGUGUUUUCUGUGUUUUCUUCGUGUCCGUUUGCACAGAGCACUGAUACAAACUGUGCGACACACACGACGUGUUUCGAGAUAAUGUCGGCAAGUGAUGACGACUCUGUGGAAUUGACCAGAACGGGCUCCCCAGUUCAUCACAGAAAAAAACACAGCAUGGAGUCAUCAAGAUCUCCAAGAAGCUCUAAACACCACCAUUCAAGAUCAAGGUCACGCUCCAGGGACAAAAAACGUGACAGAAAAUACAGACGGAGUCACAGCAGGAGCAAAGAGGCACGAAAGAGGGACUCAGAGAAGCCAUCAAAGUCGCACAGAAAAACAGAUGAGCAGCAAGAGCCAGAGAGACUUUCGUCAGAGAAUGGAGAAGAGCGAUCCAGGCGCAAAGACAAGAAGUCUUCAAAAGGCCGGAGCAUGUCCAGGUCACACUCCAGAGAGAGACAGCAUCACAGCAAAAGUAAAGACAAGCGGCGAUCACGAUCACGCAGCCGGGACAAGAAGAAGAAGGCGAGGUCUCGCUCAGGUUCAAGGCCCAAACACCGUCAUCACAGCAGAAGUCGCAGUAAGAGCAGGGAGCACAAGAAAAAGAGUGAGAAGGUGCGCAAAAGGAGCCGCAGCAGGUCUGUUAAUCCACCUGCAUUCAGAGGACGAAACACAGCAAUGGAUGCACAAGAGGCUCUGGCCAGAAGACUAGAGAGAGCCAAGAAGCUGCAGGAGCAGAAAGAAAAGGAAAUGUUUGAGAAGCAGCAGCAGCAACAGCAGGAGAUAGCUGCAGUGACUGCACCUAUCGCAGUAGCUGCUGCUGCUGCAGCAGCGGCUGCCUCAAACCCGGGUCUUAAUGUUGCAGCCCUGCUGGCCUCUGGAACCCAGGUGACACCUCAGAUCGCUAUGGCAGCACAGAUGGCUGCCCUUCAAGCAAAGACACUGGCAGAGACUGGCAUUGCUGUGCCCAGCUAUUACAAUCCAUCCUCUGUUAAUCCUAUGAAGUUUGCAGAGCAGGAGAAAAAGAGGAAAAAGCUAUGGCAGGGAAAGAAGGAAGGGGACAAGUCUCAGACAGCCGAGUUGUGGGAGAAGCUGAACUUUGGAAACAAGGACCAAAAUGUGAAAUUUCGCAAACUAAUGGGUAUAAAAGGUGAUGAAGGUGAAACAGCCAAACCACUAAACGACGAGGGCAUUAAGACUCUUGAGAAGCAGGAGGAGAUGUUUAGGAACCUUGAUGUUCAGUAUGAGAUGGCCCGCUCUCAAACACACACCCAGAGGGGAAUGGGCCUCGGCUUCACUUCCUCAUUCUCUCGUGGGAUGGAUUCUAUCUAGAGCCAGACAUCGCUGCCUCUGCCACUCAUCUGAUCAUACAGGACCAUAAACUCAUCGCUGGCCUUCAAGCUUGCAUGGAUGUUGACCCAAAUCUAUAAUUUAUUAAUAGAGAAACAUUUUGCAUAUUGGAACAUUUUAAUGUAAAUAGCCAGAUGCUGAGUUUGUCUCAGUGUGAAAGAAUCUGUCGCAAAAGGAUGCAUCAGUUGGACUGGUUGAUGCUGGUUACAAUUAAUGUGUGUUUGAAUAACGUGGUAGCUUUUUUUAACCUCAAAUAUAUAUUAUGUUAUUGUUUGAACAAACACUGAAUUUGAUGUGGUUCAAGUUAACACUGUUUACAUCCAAUUAAAGAAGGUAUCUGAAGUCGAUGUAGAUGUUUCUGAAUCCCUCUGUUUUUUCUCCUGAGGGGAAAAUCACAACAGUGGGUUGUAAAUGUGUUGUCUUUAGAACAGAUAAUGUGCAGAAGAGGGGAUCACACAUUUCAGAUGUUGUUAAAAAUAAAUUAGUUUUGUGUUGACUAA
Messenger RNA from Notolabrus celidotus (New Zealand spotty), 1902 nucleotides. RefSeq names its product arginine/serine-rich coiled-coil 2 (gene rsrc2). Bases 155 to 1384 code for a protein of 409 amino acids. The record is from RefSeq and is a predicted model, not a curated record. NCBI's taxonomy places the organism in Eukaryota, Metazoa, Chordata, Actinopteri, Labriformes, Labridae. The transcript has 10 exons.